Messenger RNA from Danio rerio (zebrafish), 8787 nucleotides. The record is from RefSeq and is a predicted model, not a curated record. Lineage: Eukaryota; Metazoa; Chordata; Actinopteri; Cypriniformes; Danionidae.
UCAGUGAAUCUGCGAUCGCCUACCCCUCGAACCUCCGCUCUGGCAGUGAUUGUUUUCGCCUGCUCGUCUUGUUUUCAUGAAAUGAACGGACGUAAGAGCAGCUAGCUUGCCCACUGCACGGCUCUGUCAGAAAAAGGAGAGGAGAACCUCCUGUCCAGACAAGCAACAUCAUGGACGCCUGUGCACGGAUCAGAGGUGUCCCAAUAAAGAGCCGUGCCACCAUGAAGAAAGAGACCAUCCGUGAGGGCUCAAACCCGUGCCUGAAGAGUUUGUUGAAACACAAAAAGGAGCUGUGCAAUGUGGUUGUGGAGCUGCAUAAUAAAGAACCGCAGUGUCUGUCAGAAGUACAUUAUGUUUGCUUACCUAGUCAUGCUGAGGGAGAGGACUUCACUCUACAGGCUCUGACGUCACUUUCUACUGAAAUGAUGGAGUUGCUUAGGUCACUACAUGUACAUAAUCUUAAAGAUGAAGAGAUUCUACUUCUCAAAGAUCCUAAAAGACCUUUUGAGAGAAAAGACAGUGUUUCUCAGGCCUGUUCAAGAGCCUUGUGUAUACUGAGGCAUAGUCCCACCUCUCAAACUAAUGUUUGCACCAUGCUGGGGUUGUUGGCUCGGUACAGCGCUGGAAUAAGGUAUGCCCUGGAGUUACAGGUUCUGCACAGAGGCAAUUCAGAAUCAUGUCAGGCUGAGGAUGAUGACACCAAUCAGUCUGUCUCUUCUAUCGAAGAGGACUUUGUUACAGCUCUUGAGCAUCUCGAAGAAGAUGACACAGGUUCUCAUGGUCACAGGAACCAAAGGGAUGUGGCAUCCCAGACAGUCCCCUCUCAUUUGAAAGACCUAACUGGAUCUCACAUAAUUUUAAGUUCCAUUCCCAAGAAGUCAUCGCGCAGAGAAAAGGCUCAGGCAAAAGUGUCAGAAACCGUGAUAAAGUCAAUAGCAUUUCAAAGAAAUUCAGAGAGCCCAUGUGUACUUGGCAGUCCGCCAAAAGGACGUGCUACUGCCACGUCCCUUACUGAGUCAGAUGAUUCAGAUUGCUCAAGUCCCAGCCCAAUUAUAUUCUUGGAUGAAGUUGGAUAUCAGAAGAGUCUAAAAGCAAAACUUGACAUCCCCAAGAUCCCUGUUUUAAAGGAUGGAGUAGAAGACUCUGACUCAGAAGUUAGUGAAUUUUUCGACAGCUUUGAUCAGUUUGAUGAACUAGACCAGUCUUUUGAUUCCAUUGUCAAGGCUCAUAAAGAACACCCUGGUCAAACAGAGAAGCAUGUUGACAAGUCUGGAUGUAAAUUCGUAUCAAGGGGGUGCUCAACCACAGGAAUGAACCCUCACAAGUUUGAUCAUAGGACUCUUCCAGCCAAUGUCAAGAAACCAACCCCACUUAAACCAGGAUCACCCUAUAGUAUUCAGUCUGACUCACCAGAAUCCCCACGGCUGGCAAGGACUCCCUGCGAGGAAAGCGGGCCACUCUUCAGCCCAGUUCGUUCAUCUGCAUUUAGCCCACUGGGAGAAGGAGGGUCCUUAGAGUAUUUUUGGAAGGGGGACAGUGAGGGUUCAGAAUUACGUAAACCACAGGACCUUUGCUCGCUGUACAAAACGUACUCUGAUUUUGCCAACAGUUUGUCAAAAGAAAUCCUUGGAUCAGUUUGUGGGUACUCCUCCCCUGUUGAUUUUAACAUUAAUAAAAACCUGAGCUGUGUGUGUCAUAAGGAGUUCCAAAAUACUAAUGGACAUCUCAUGAAGCUUUCAGACAUCCAGGAGACAGUCACCAUCACCAAAUCCCAGUCACAGUCUCUUAAGGAUGGGAUUCAGAAAUUUGCUACAGACUUGGUUGAAAGGAGCCUUGGCAGUGCCUUAAGGGACUUGCAGAAAGGUGUGUCCUCCUGUACCACUACGCUUUGCCAUAUGGCUGCAAGGUUGACUUCUUCAGUUUUUCAAAUGGCCUUUCAUGAGAUAGGUAUGCGCCAUGCAUAUGUGUUAAAAGAGCGUGCCAUAAAUGGUCUAGCCAAUUUCUUAGUAGGGGAGGCAAUUUCUGGAGCCCUCAAAGAGUUCUUGUUUGUGAAAAAGCAGAUUUUUAAUAACACUGUCACACGAUUUGCUGCAGAUCUGGCCGAGGAAUUAGUGUUUGAAGGAAUUAUGGAGGUAUGCCAGUUUUCACAUCCCUCAACACCACUCACACCAAGUGACUGGUCAUUUGAGCAAGAGGAGGAAGUGGUUUCAUCCUAUGCCUCCGAUCUCUCUGAGUCUGUUUUGCAAGAGGCUUUUAUAGAGCUCUCUCAAGCUGAUGUGACUUUUACUACACAGGCAGCUAUCAGUGUGUCAGUAGACAACAUUUGCUAUGUGAGUGCUGAAGAUAGUUCUCAUAUUACAAAAACCUGCAGUUCUCAAUCUAGCUAUCUUGGAUCACAGAUUGUCACAGAGGUUGCAAAUCAAGAGCAGGGUGGUUGCACAGUUAAGAAAGCCUUGUAUUGUGUGUCAGGUAUGGCCAGUUGUGUUCCAGUUCCUGUGGCUGGCAAGGUCAUAUCUCAUGUACACAGCUCAGAUGAACCUUCUCAGUAUAAACACAGUAUUGAUCAUGUAUGUCAGACCAGCCCUAAAAGAACCAUAUGUUGCCAAGGGGAGGCAGCAUCCUCAAGCUCAGAUAUCUCUGCUACAACUCAGACUGAAACUUCCCCAGGUCCUGCAAGAAUCCAAAAUGCCAGUGUUGAGGAAAUUGUUAGCAGUCCAUCCACUGAAAAUGAUUCCAGCAAACCCUCAAUUGGAAAGACUUUUCAAAACUUCUCUGGGAAUAUGGUGGACACAAUAGUAGGUGAGGCAUUCGAUCUUAUGCAUUCCUCAACAAAAGUGAAAAAGAAAGUUGAGGACUGUGCAGACUUUUUGAACAAAACAAUAGCAGCUCGUAUAUCCACUCCAACCCAUGGAGUUGUCAAAUUAAAUGAUGUAUCAGGUCAAAAAGGUUGCCAUCAGACUCCCUUUCACUUGACAUCAAAAGGCUCUUGUGACACAUCCUCGAGAACUGUUCGUCCGGUCUCCAAGCUUACCCCAGAGGUCCGCUCUGUAGCGAGAAGGGACGUAUUGGAGGUGCCAAGUUUUGAGUUUCACUCAUGUGGUGGUAGAAGAGCAGCUGCUGAAGACUCAUUAAGCAGCAACUCUGGAUCAAAAUCAGUUGAAAUCCCAAGCACUCCACCCUCGAGUCCUCAACAGCCAUCUGAUGAGCACAGUGAGAAACAGAUUAGACAGUUCUCAAAGAAGCUCAAAGGAACACUUGCAAAAGAAUUUUCUCCUGCAACUCCUCCACCCACCCCGUAUUACCCGCCUGUUACAGAUGUCAAAGAAAAAGGUUCUGUUUCUGACAAGGCUGAUUUCAUGCUGAAACUCAUUAGGUCUCUCUCUGAAGAAGCAGUCAGUAAUGAAGAUGAGGAGGAAGACCAAGAAGAUGGUCCUCACACUAGAAACUCCCAGGAAAAGAUGAGUCCCAGUGUCAGGAGUAGAAUGAUUGAGAGGAGUGCCCUCCAUUAUGCAGAGCGUUUAGCAUGCCACAUUGUGUCCAUGGCAACUGAGAUGGACACACUCAGCCUCGGAGAUGUGAAAAAGCCUGUGGGUGAUGAGAGCAAAGACAGUAUUGCCUUGCAUAGUGCACAGUUUUCAGAGCAGACUUUGAAUUCUUUGUGGACGUAUGCUGGAGAAGUGGCUGGAGAAGUCAUCAAUGAUGUCAAAAGGAUGAUAAGUUCAACCCAUUGUCGUCACAAAACGAUAAAAAGAGGAUCUGUGUAUUCUGCAGACAAGCAUCAGAAUGGAGAAGGCCUUUUAGGAAGUUUGACUUGUCAAUGGUCUAGUGAUGUUCAAGCAAGUGGCGGUUCAAGUGGAAUGUCAUCAGAAUAUCCGAGUUGUGAGAGUGUGACUGACGAAUAUGCAGGUUACCUCAUUAAGGUGCUCAAGAAGGAGGGAGGCAACAGAGAGCUUAUAUUGGAUCAGUAUGCCACACGUUUGGCAUAUCGAUCAAUUAAGUCUGGCUUAGCUCAUGCAGCACGGAAAAUAAAGCAGAGGUCUCCUUUGAGGCUUCACUCCUCUCGUCGAUUACACAAUGAUCACAGUCCUGAGGUUUCUCAAAUUUCCAUAUCUAUGUCACCCCACACUGCAGUAACUGAUGGCAAAGAUGGGUCCUCCUGUGAAUCUCUGCCAUGUGCCUGUCAAGAUAGUCAAGACUUGAGCAGUAACGAAUAUGUUGAACUUGUGAGCUUUGCAGAGUCGCUGGCCUACAACAUCACAUGUGAUGUCACGAGAAAGCUGAGAAUGUCGUCAGUUAGAAUGCCUAAAUCGCUCACUGAUUCUUGCCUCUACAGGAAAUCUACUGUUGAGGACGUGCCUGAAAAUCUCAUCAAGGGUACAUUUUCAUGCUCCCCUUUACCUUUCGCUGAAGCAAACAGGCUGUAUCACAGUACGAGCAGUUUGAAUGAUGGUAAAAGCAACAGCGGUGUCAUGCAAGUGAUUGAACAUUAUGCCAGGAAAAUUGUUGAUGACACUUUGGAAAUGACACUGGGGCCGGCAUGUGUUCAGGCAGCGGGGGACAGGAGAGCACUUGAACCCAAUUCCUUUACAGAAAAACUGGCUGAGGCAUGUGAAACCUGUCGAUAUUGCCAAGGUCGAGAUUGCUUGUUUUGCAGUCGAGAUGGACGUCGCGGUUUUCAGGGUCUGAAAAUAAGAAGGCAACAAGAGUCUGGUGCAGUGACUGGUUUGGAUAUUCCUAGAAUUCACAUUGAUUUGGAGAAAAGAACUGCUUUUGCUGAAGAAAUGGUAUCCAGUGCUAUUGAGAAAGCCAAGAAGGAACUGAGCUGCACCAGCCUGAAUGCUGACAGUGGGAUUGGUCAUGAUGGCGCAAGCUUUGCAGAAAGUCUCACCACAGAGAUUAUGACAUCCGCAUUGUCCAAUGCCUGCCAAACCAUCAAUCUCGGGACUCCUAGAAAAGAGGGUGGCAAUGUGACGGAGUCAACAGUGAGUCAGCAGCUCAGUUUGAGUGUUGGAGAUGAUAGUCUUGGGAGCUGGUCCAAUCUGAGUUUUGAAGAAGACCACCCAGAUGAGAGCAGUAGCUUUCACCAUCUAAGUGACAGUGUUUGUGUUUUUCUCUCCCCCAGCAGUAAUGGAAACAGCAGUAGCUGGAGCAGUCUGGGUUUAGAAGGCGAGGUUUAUGAGGAACAUUUGUCCUUUUCUCCAUCAGACAGCGACUGCCCUGAAGAGAAGGAAGCAGAAGCCAAAGAGGAAUCAGCCGGAGCAGUGCGAGUGGAGAGGGAACAUGGACAGGCAGAAAAAGCUCUGCUGGUGGUCAGUACGGAUGUCCAGGGUCGGGCUGUGGACCCUCAGCUGAUGGCGGUGCUCCAGUGGAUUGCAGCCUCUGUUGCUGAUCUGUCUAUGAUGCAACUGAGCCAGUUUGCAGCACAGGAGGUCCAACAGCUGCCCGUCGUGGCUCAGAGACUGAGGGAGAGAGAGUUCAGGGUCGGUGACCUCCUGCAGGCUCUGCUCAGAUACAUUGAAGAGGAAGAACCAGAAUCUGGAGACUCGACACACAAUCACAAGAGCCUCUUCCAGUGGCUGCUAGAACAUGCGUAAAAAAAUCACCAUCACACUGACACCCAUUCAACAAUGAAGUUUCCUGUCACUUUUAACAGUGAUUUGCAAUGUAUCUGCCAAAACCUAGAGGCAUAGCCAGAGGAGUGUGUUUGCGUGUUGUGUAUCGCUUAUGCAUCCAGGGGGCGCCAUAGAAACAACUGAAGUCAUUUUUGAGAGCCGUUCGUUCAAGUGUGUGUAUUGCAUGCUGAGACCGAGAGUCCCUUUCGCUCGCUUUCGCCUCUCUCUUUUAUUUAGGUUAAGACUGCAUAUCACACAUUUCGGCGCAAUCACUGAUGCCUGCCUGUGUUUUCCUUUCACACCCUGCCACAGCAGAUAUGAUGGAUGGCUUUUAUGAGUUGCUUUCUUGCUAGGGAAUCCCCCUCGGCUGCAAGAAAAGCUUAUGUCAUCUCCAUACCUCUCCUUUUGCGGUGUCGUUCGCACUUGUUGAAGGGACCAGCCAUGCAAUGAAACAACGCUCCAGGUCACCGGAAGGAAUCUCAUGACAAAUAACUGUAAGCCGAAUCAGUCAGAGGUAAUUACAGCAAUUACUUAAUUAUGUUUAUAGGACUUUUUUUUGGCUGCAACACUUGGAUACCAGUCAUAACGGUUUAAGAAUAUCAGUAAUUACAGAGACGCCUAAAAUAGAUAGUAUUGAAUAAAUCCAUCAACAGAGUCGCUUAUACAUUCCCCACUUGUGACUCAGACAUUUUUCCAGUGGGAUAACAAUAAAAUCUUUUAGCUUUGCACAUUCACAGUGGUUUCAACUAAAUAAGUAUACCUGUAAAUAUGUUUUACUAUCUAUUAAAUUGAAUUAUUGUUUACACCAAACACUGCUCCAACGCCCAUAAACAGUCAAUCAUGCUUUAGAUCACUGAAGAGAUGUUUUGUUGCCAACCUACAGUAUAGGAAAAACACAAACAUUCUUUUAAAGCUAACGUUAAAGGCUGCUAAAUACGUAAAUCCCCUUUGCCAAAAGAGAAAAGUAGCAGUAAGCUGCUUUAAAACAGAAUUACACACAAUCCACAGGGGAAUUUUCAGUUUUUUUUUAUUUCCUCCUGGCAUUGUCUACUCAUGGAGGUUACUGUGACACACUAGUAAUGCACUACUAAAUGACGACACUUUUGCAGCGAGUAUAACUGUAACUAGUAGACUAUUUUACUCACUGCCCGCCCUUUAGUGUGCGCUACUCUGAAUAUUGCACUUUAGCAAGGAAUGGUCAGGCAAGCCAUUCCCUAUAUCUUUAUUUUGACCUCACAAAAUGCUUCUCAUUGCAAUCCAUAAAGGAUAGAAUCGCAGACAGCUAGUGUUUGACCCCUAUGGUCAGAACAAGUAUUCCCCAUGCUAUUUUGGGCUUAAAUGAAAAGGUGUCACUUUUAUUUUGCUCUCAUGUCAAUCUAAAUGUGCGUGUUGGUUUUAUUUGGGAACAGAUUUUAAAUAGGUUUGUUUAUCAAACUUGAAGUGUUCUAAUCCACAUUGUAGUCUAAAAAUAUAAAGGGUUUUGCAUCAUGUUUGAUUAUUACAGCACAACUAUUAUAUUUAUUGAAGGCAGGCGGAUUUUGAAGGUUUGGAUGAAGAUAAAUGUACUAUGUAGAUGCAGAAGUUGUCGAAAAAAAGCGCACAAGUUUCUUUUCAGUCAGAGUGAACUGACUUUGUAUAGUAUUGAGAGUCUUUCUUCUCGUUCAUUCAAGUAAAACAAAUGCAUACUAAUUUAGAACACCGAGAGCGAUUUAAAUUUGACUUGAAAGAAUCAUGAGGGUUUUUUUAUUAUGCUUCUUACAGUAGUUUUUCUUGAUAAGUUACUGUUUUCGUGUGAUUUGAUUGUGAGAUAAACAUAAUGCAGGCUAUCGCGGUUGUGAAGAUUGUUAUAUCUUGUGGAUUCUUUCAUGUUUAUUGCCAUGUAACACGCAUGAUGCGCUUUCAGUCCAGUUCAUGUACUUCUCUUUACUUGUGCAUGGAUGUAUUCUUAAACGCUGAUGCAUGGCUUAAAUCCAGUCGACAAUUAAUUGCUACAAUGGUAAAAAACAAACAAACAGACAUUUCUAUAUUCAUGCUGUUAUGUAUACUCAGCGCUGCCAAAUGUUUGGAUCUGUACUUUCAAAGUAUUUGUUUACAUUCUUUUGAAAUGUUUUUUUUUUUUUUUUUUUUUUAAAGAACCUGCCAUGCACUGUGUUAAGUUGGACAUUUCAAUAUGAUAGCAGUAUCAUAUAAACCAUAAUGUGGGAAAAGCAAAGACAGUAAAAUGUAUACAUUAAAGAAACACUUCUCUUUAUUUUGGUAAAUCGACUCGUUUUACAAUUCCCCUAGAGGUAAAAGUUGAGUUUUAUAUUUAUUUAUCCAUUUAGUGGUUUAGCUUAGCAUAAUUCAUUAACUCGGAUUAGACCAUUAGCAUAUUGCUCAAUUAAAAUAAAGUCACAAUGAGAGCGUGAAUCGAAAAAUAGCUACGUUUCAUCAUCCAUCAGUCUCAGUACACAAUGUAAGACAAAAGACUCAAAGUUUUUGAAUUUCUUUGAGUGAGAUGCUAAUGGUCUAUUCCGAUUUAAUGAUUUAUGCUAAGCUAAGCUAAAAGUGCUAAAAGAGAUUUUCUGAGCGGAUUUAAAAAUGCUAAUAUUUAACUCUAGGUGACUUGUAAAAUGAGCCAAUUUUCUCGAAAUAAGUGGAAUGUUCCUUAGAACUUGAGUAAAUUUGAAAAAGAGUUGGCACAAGCUCGCCGUGACCAUCAGCGCUGCCUCAUUUAUAGUGGGAUUGUAAAUGCAUCUGUGCUUUUGCAGUAAUUGUAAGCAUUAAUGCUGUAGAUGUUCUACCCUUGUGCUUUCAUCCACCUUACCUUUCUGUACAUUCCUAUCUUUCACAGAUGAUCUAUUGCUAUAUUGUGUUAAGUAAAGCUACAUGUAUAAUGCCGAGUACACGCCGUACUAAACAGAUGAAUAUUUUGUUACUUGUGCAGUAUUCCUCCAUCCAGUCUUGUAGCGUAGUGGGCAAACUGAUGCACACUGACUUGUCUAUUUUCUUCCUGCCCAUUUGUAUAAUCUUGCCAAAUAAGAUAUUUAAUAAUUUAUGUAAGUAUAAGUUGUAACGGUGAAUACACUACUUGUUCCCCACCAGUGAAGUUGCUAAGUAGUUUACACAUAAAAGCUUAAUGCACUACACCUGUACACUGUAAAAAGCUGUGGGUAAUAAAGCUUUUUCAUUUGAA